UUAUAAACAUCUUCAGUUUCCGGGUAUUGUGUUUUGGCCUUUUGUUAUUUUUACUCAUAAAAUCUCUUGGAAUGACCGUUUAACUAAAAAUUUUCGUUUUAAAGAAUUUUAAUGUAUAGAAUUACAUUGAAAACUCAUCAAACCAGCGGACAUGGGAAAAACCAGCAAACUACAUUGUUAAACCAAGAUGAGUCGUCUAGAUGACUUCAGAGAAGAUUGUUUCAGAGCACACAAUGAAAAAAGACUUCUUCAUGGUGUAUGUGCUUUACGACAUAGUCUUGCCCUAGAUAAAACGGCCCAGGAUUGGGCCGAAGCACUAUUGUCGGAAGAUGGGAUAAAAAAUAGUCCACUUUCUAGUCGAGGUGAAGUUGGUGAAAGUAUCAGUGUACGCACAAGCACAGGAACUCAUGUGGAUAUGCAAGGUCAUGAAGUCGUAAAUACGUGGCAUUCAGAUGCCGAAAAUUACAAUUAUGAAAACGGUAAAGGACCUGCAGGUAAUUUUACACAACUAGUAUGGAGUUCAACUCGUGAAGUUGGCUUCGGUAAGGCCUGUGGUCCUGGAAAAUGUGUCGUUGUAGCUCACUAUCGUCCUCCAGGAAAUGUACUAGGUCGUUACUUAGAGAAUGUUUUUCGUCCAAAAGAAUCAUUGGGGGAGGACGUUAAACAACCAAUACGUAACACGUUUGCUUUAAAUAAUGAUGCUCCAAAGACAGUUAUUACUGAAACACUGACAGAAAGUGAUGGGAAACAGUACAAUGUUCGAAGGGAGAUCUCUGAAUUGACUGAUGAUAAAGGAAAGACAAGGAGAUGUGUCAACGAAGUGUAUACAGAUGCUUGUAAAGAGCAGAAAAAAGUGGAAUCAAGUAUUUCACCAGACGGUCAUUUAGUUGAUAAUAGUAAGAAACUCCAAGAAUCCAUUCACUCAGUUGUUCAACUUCAUAAUCAAUAUCGUAGUCAACAUGGUUCCAAUCCUCUAGUACUUGAUCAAACUCUUUCGAAUAUGGCACAACAAUGGGCUAAUCAUUUGCUUCAACAAUCUCAUUUGUCCAAUAGUGGAUAUGUAUAUCGUGGUAUGAAAGUCGGUGAAAAUUUGGGUAGUCGGUGGUCAAAUGGACCAAUGGAACUUAAUUGUAAAGACCUAAUUGAACAUUGGUAUCAAGAAUCGGAAAAAUAUAAGUUUAACUCUGAGCCAGAUAGUAUCCAGGGUAUAGGUAAUUUUACUCAAAUUGUAUGGUCAAGUUCUGAAAGGAUUGGAGUUGGUAUUGCAAGUCAAUCCUACAAAUCAGGAGAGGACCUGCAUAAAGAUUCGAAACUGAUUUUAGUUUGUUUGUAUCAUCCUCCAGGGAAUGUCACCGGUCAAUUUCAAAAUAAUGUUAAAAAAGCUGUCAAGUAAAAUACAGACGCAUAAUUUGAACAGUUACUGAAACCUUUAAUCAAACGAACAGAUAUAUCCCAUCGCAUGCUGUUAUUCUCCAAACAACUUUUCUGAAUUCAUAAUAUUUUUAUUUUAAAUUAUCAUGUUUAUUCAAGUUAUUUUAUGCACCAUCUAGAUAAUUUUAAUAUUCUUAUUGUUUUUUUCAUUUUAAUCUUAUGUUACUUAGAAUGUAUCAAUAAAUUUUAAAGUUGAUUUUUGAUUACUCUAAACAUUGAAUAUAAGACUCGGUAGCUGAGUGGAUAACGCGAUGGCGUUUGAAGCGAACGCUACUGGGUUUGAGUCCCAAAGUGCACAUCAAAUCAGAUGCAGGUACACCCAGUUGACGAGUCCAAAAUAGGACGAGACGCGCUUUCUCCACCCCACUGCUAGUAAAACAUUGCAUAUUAGAUAAAUUAAUGUACUUGUAACACAAUAAUUCCUCUUUACAUCGAGAUUUCUAGAUAUGACAAAAU
Schistosoma spindalis is the source of this 1887-nucleotide messenger RNA. NCBI's taxonomy places the organism in Eukaryota, Metazoa, Platyhelminthes, Trematoda, Strigeidida, Schistosomatidae. The record is from the annotation of a GenBank genome assembly.